AAAAUUAAUAAAGAAUUAACUGUUGAGAACCGAAGGCAGCGGUCGGAGUACACGCAACAAUUUUCUCAGCACCUUUCUCCUCCCAUGAUUUCUUCUACUUCUUCUCAAUUUAACAUAAGACGUGUAAACACCCAUCUCUAGCAAUAUUCCAAAGAAAAGAAAAAAAACUGUGUAUAUACUUUCCUUAUUCUUUUGUAUAAAUUAAAAGAAAAAAAGGAAAAAAAAUGGUAGCUUUGCUCUUCGGCCGGAGACUAAUACCGGUGAGCAUUCCGCGUAAGAGUCUUAUAUCACAUGGUGGCGGGGAGUUGUAUUGGCUCCCAUGGAAUAUGGGAACAGAAGCUUCUUUUGCUAUUUGUAAUUGCCUAAGGCAAUUCAGCAAUUCUACUGCUGCUAGAAAAGUCGAUUUUACAGACCUUACCCAUCCGCAUACAUGGUACCCACAUGCUCGAAAGAAAAGCAGGAAUGUCUUUUUACAUGUGGGCCCAACAAACAGCGGCAAAACAUAUUAUGCCCUAAAACAGCUCGAGUCGAGUUCUUCUGGUGUUUACUGUGGGCCUUUGAGGUUAUUAGCAUGGGAGGUUGCUAAAAGGUUGAACAAGUCAAAAGUUCCUUGUGACCUUAUUACUGGACAAGAGAGGGAGGAAGUUGAUGGUGCAAGACAUAAGGCUGUUACAGUAGAGAUGGCUGAUGUUGCAUCUGACUAUGACUGUGCGAUUAUUGAUGAAAUUCAGAUUCAUGGUGCCAACCUGUUGCUGAUUUUUCUAGCUGGAUCUAUUUUUAGGCUGACCUCAAUGACUAGAGUGUAGCUUUAUAGGGAUUAGCUGAUGCCACUUGCAACUAGUGAUACGAUCUGAGAUAAACAAAGCAGCGGAAUAUGAAAAUAAUAAUAAUUAAAGUAAAACAAAUGAUAGGUUUGAUUAAGAUAAUCAAAAGUAGUCAUAAUAAGGAAAUUUAGAAGAAAAUCUAGAACCCUAAGUGAACGUCUCAAGCAACAAUCUAAAAACUAUCUGAUCGCCUCCCAAGAACGACAAUUAGAACCCUAGAUAUAGAGAAAGGAGAAGAAGAUUACUCUCAAGAACCCAAGUCUUGAAAACAGGUUAUCCAAAGUCGAACUCGAACCAAGAGGUUCCAAAUCUCUCUCAAGAGUUUUUUUAUGUCAAAAAUAUGUUAAAUUCCCAAUGAAAUAACCCUAGGCUGUUAUAAAUACCCAAUGGGUAAAAUAGGAAAAGUUUCAAAGUUAAUGUUAGCGGAAACGUAAAAGAAAGAACACAAGAUUUAACGUGGUUC
Molecule: messenger RNA, 1287 nt
Organism: Nicotiana tabacum (common tobacco)
Lineage: Eukaryota; Viridiplantae; Streptophyta; Magnoliopsida; Solanales; Solanaceae
Source: RefSeq, a predicted model, not a curated record